Molecule: messenger RNA, 1600 nt
Organism: Hippocampus zosterae (dwarf seahorse)
Lineage: Eukaryota; Metazoa; Chordata; Actinopteri; Syngnathiformes; Syngnathidae
Gene: cpvl
Product: carboxypeptidase vitellogenic like
Exons: 13
Coding region: 156-1598 (480 amino acids)
Biological process (GO): proteolysis
Molecular function (GO): serine-type carboxypeptidase activity
Source: RefSeq, a predicted model, not a curated record
UUAUGAUCCUCCUGUAAGCAAAAAUUGGUGGGGCAAGAGUCCUGCAUCACGUGGUAACGAUCACGUGAAAACGAUCACGUGAUAUUUCCUUUCAGCUGAUCACCUGACACGGGAAUUACUUUUGCAUGCCCGAAGGACUGAUUUGUUGAACAAACAUGGGAACGUGGAUGGAAACAGUGGGUGUCCUGUUACUACUGUGUGGCGCUCAGGUUCCAGUCCAAACACGCCGAUGCUCGUCCUUUUUCUGUCGAAAGUCACUUAAUGUCAGCAGCCUCAACGGUGUGGACCCCGGAGUUCCUCUCUUUCUCACUCCUUACCUGGAGAAGGGCGCCAUUGACGAAGCAAGGAAAUUGAGUGUAGUUGGAGAGCUCCCUGGUCAAAACGUGAAGAGUUAUGCUGGCUAUCUCACUGUCAACAAGGAAUACAACAGUAACCUCUUCUUCUGGUUCUUCCCAGCGCUCAGGCCGUCCCCUGCUGGAAAUGCCCCUGUCCUGUUGUGGCUGCAAGGGGGCCCCGGAGGGACAUCCAUGUUCGGCCUCUUUGUGGAACACGGACCCUAUGUGGUUUAUAAGAACAUGACGGUGGACCUGAGGGAUUACGCCUGGACCUUGAAAUAUUCUGUGUUAUACAUUGACAAUCCAGUCGGAACAGGUUUCAGCUUUACUGACGACGACCGCGGUUAUGCUCAGAAUCAGGAUGAUGUUGGCAGAGAUCUGUACAGUGCUUUGGUCCAGUUCUUCCAGCUCUUUCCCGAAUACCAGUCCAAUGACUUCUUUGCCACUGGAGAGUCUUAUGCAGGGAAGUACGUUCCUGCCAUCUCUUAUUACAUCCAUAAAAACAACCCCACUGCCAAGGUCAAAAUCAACUUCAAGGGCAUGGCCAUCGGCGACGGCCUGUGUGACCCCGAAAUGAUGCUGGGUGGCUACGGUGAGUUUUUGUACCAAACAGGCAUGAUCGAUGAAGUUCAGAAACAGUUUGUCAACAAGCAGACCGACCUGGGCGUGGCGCUCAUCCAGCAGCGGAAGUGGGUGGAGGCGUUUAAGGUUUUCGACAGCUUGCUGAAUGGCGACUUGACAGAGUACCCUUCCUUCUUCCAGAAUGCAACAGGCUGCACCAACUACUACAACUACAUGUUAUGUCGGGAACCCGAAGACCAGGAAUACUUUUCCAUGUUUGUGACGCUCCCAGAGGUGCGGCGCGCCAUCCACGUGGGCAACUUGGAAUUCCACGAUGGCUCGCAGGUGGAGAAGCACCUGAUGCAGGACGUGAUGAAGAGCAUCAAGCCCUGGCUGGGUGUGCUCAUGGACCACUACAAAGUGUUGAUCUACAGCGGUCAGUUGGACGUGAUCGUGGCGGCUCCUUUGACCGAGCGGUUCUUGCCCACCGUCAACUGGACCGGAGUGGCCGACUACAAGACGGCGCCGCGCUUUCCCUGGAAGCUUCAGCCCGACGACACGGAGGUGGCCGGUUACGUCAGACAAGUGGGAGAGUUCUACCAGGUCAUUAUCAGAGGAGGUGGACAUAUUUUGCCUUAUGACCAGCCAGCAAGGUCUUUUGAUAUGAUUGACCGGUUUCUGUCGACACGAGGCUGGAUAUGAAG